Molecule: messenger RNA, 626 nt
Organism: Magnolia sinica
Lineage: Eukaryota; Viridiplantae; Streptophyta; Magnoliopsida; Magnoliales; Magnoliaceae
Exons: 2
Coding region: 51-512 (153 amino acids)
Source: RefSeq, a predicted model, not a curated record
CAUAUGAGCAAAGCUCAAAGCAAAACUGCCUGCAGACUCAAAGAGCUAAAAUGUCAUCUAACAAAACCCUAGUUGUAGCCCUUGUUCUUUCCUCGCUUGUGUUGGCAACUGUCGAAAGCCGUCCCGAGAGGAAAGACUUGGGUUUGGAUUUGGGUAGUGGCCUUGGACUUGGCUUAGGCCUUGGUGCUGGUGUAGGACUUGGCGGUGGCGGCAGUGGCUCAGGCUCCGGCUCUGGGUCUGGAUCAGGGUCAGGUUCUGGGUCUGGGUCUGGGUCUGGGUCUGGCUCUGGCUCUGGGUCUGGCUCCGGGUCUGGUGCAGGGUCCUAUGCUGGUUCCGGUGCAGGGUCAGGUGGAGGCUCGGGUUCUGGACGUGGCUCAGGUCAAGGUCGCGGACAGGGCUCUGGUUAUGGUCAAGGUAGCGGUCGUGGGAGCGGCUCUGGGUCCGGUUCUGGAUACGGCGAAGGUUCUGGGUAUGGGUCUGGGUCUGGGUCUGGGUCCGGAGGAGGUGAUUGAAAAUGAGGCGUGAUUGUGUUAAUGAAAUAGUUCGUGUAGUAAUACGAAUAAUAAGAUGUGUGAUUCAAGUAAAAUGUAACCUUAGUUACUUAAAUGGAAAACAUCUUCAUCUUA